AUGGUGUCGGGGGUGCAGCCGUGCUUCCAGCUGCUCCGGAUCGGUGCGUCGACGGGCGACUCGGCUCGGGACCUGUACACGUUCAGGCCGGCCCUGAGCCACUCGCUGUUCCGGCUGGGCCGGGCGGCCGAGCUGUGUGAUGUCACGCUGGACUCCGCCUCCGUGUCCCGCAUCCACGCCGAGCUGCAUGCAGAGAGGGAGGCCAGCGGGGGGGCCGCGGCGCCGCAGGAGGAGGGCUGGAGGGUCCACAUCAAGGACAGGAGCAGUCAUGGCACCUGGGUCAACGAGGUCCGCCUCCAGUCGGGCGUCCAAUGGGAGCUCUCAGAUGGCGACACGCUGACCUUCGGUGGCCAGUCGGAUCCGGGCAGCCCUGAGUUCUACUUCCUCUUCCAGAAGGUCAAAGUUCGCCCGCUGGAUUUCGAUGCCAUCACAAUUCCGAAGGCAGGAACCUUUUCCUCCGACUUGCAGAACCGUAUCCGAACGAACCAGGACCGCAAGGUGGAGGCCAACCUGGACCUGUCCAAGCUGUCGCUCAACCGGGCCACGGUCAUCCUCAGCUCCAUCGGCAGCCUCAGUAAGAUGAGCGGCAGCGCCUGGACCUUCAAGAGAAGCUACAGCCAGGAGGGAGCUGUUUCAGACCCAGGCUCCUCCUCCUCCACACCUCCGCUCGCCGUUAGCUUCUCCGCUCUGCUCCCUCCCUCCACCCCUCCAUCGUUCUCCUCUGCAGCUUCAGUGCCUUCAACCAAGUCCGUCCAGCCGACCUCCAGGAGCAGGAGGAAGUCGGCUCACACGGUGCUGCUCGAGGACGACAGCUCCGACGAGCCCAGGAGCCGAGGAGUCCUGACGGGAGUUAAGGAGGAAGGACAGAAACCCAAAGGGAAGAAGAGGAGGCGGCUCUACAAGUCUGAGUCGGAAGGCUUCAGCUCUCCUCCUCCUCUGCCGCUGCAGCCCAAGAGCCACAACGACGUCAGGAGGCCCCUGGAGGCCAAGCCCUUCCCGGUCGGCAUCAGGACCAUCGGCAGUUUCCACGGCGCCAUGACGAACAGCCGACUCAACCACCACCUCCUUCAGGCGUCGUUCACCAACGCCGCGGUGCACAAACAGGACGUGCAGACCAUGCACCGCAUCAAGACGGUGGUGCAGGGCAACAUCGCCGCUUUCCGCCAACAGAAGACCGCCCACAGCUCGCCGACGGCGCUGAGGGGCCGGCGGAGGGCUCACAGCUCUCCAGUUUUCUCUCCCCUGGUGGUGGGAGGGGAGAACUACAGCCUGGCUUCGCCCUCAGUGAGGAUCCACACGGAGGAAAGAGGAAGGCCCCCGUUCAACAGGUUCCAUCUAACCAGCAAGCGACGAGGCCGCCCCAGAAAAAACCCUCUUCCUCCGCGGCCCUCCCUGCCCUCUCCAUCCUCCUCAUCCUCCUCUUCCACCUCCUCCGCCUCGUCCUCCUCCUCUGGCUCCUCCUCUUCCUCCUCAGAAGAUGAGGACGACGAGGACGACGAGGAGACGACGGGGGGGACAGUGGAGCCGUGUGCGGCGCCGCGCUGCCGGCUGCCCCAGCAGGACACGGUGCAGUGGAUCCAGUGUGACGUGUGCGACGCCUGGUUCCACAUAGACUGUCUGCACGUCGACCGCAAGAAGCUGCUGGUGGACCCGAACGCCGACUUCCACUGCGGCUGUCGCUGACUGGACAGAGUCUGUGACCAUGAAAUGAAAUCAAUGCUCCAGUUUAGACUUUAUAAGUUUCCACAUAUCCCCUUAAAUGUUUAUUUCCUUCAAACUCACA
This is a messenger RNA of Limanda limanda (common dab), 1783 nucleotides long. RefSeq names its product transcription factor 19 (SC1), like (gene tcf19l). Gene Ontology annotation, biological process: regulation of gene expression. Gene Ontology annotation, molecular function: protein binding. The record is from RefSeq and is a predicted model, not a curated record. The coding region runs from base 1 to 1683 and encodes 560 amino acids. The transcript is spliced from 5 exons. NCBI's taxonomy places the organism in Eukaryota, Metazoa, Chordata, Actinopteri, Pleuronectiformes, Pleuronectidae. Gene Ontology annotation, cellular component: nucleus.